CAUUCUUCGAAGGCUGACCAAAAAAAAAAAAACACUCUUCGAAAUUGUAGAAUUUUGGUAACUGUCAGUGGUUUGAACUUGGAAAUGUCUCUCCCAAGUCAGAAAUUUAUGUCAAUCGAGAGUCAUGAAGAGGGGUUUGGAAAUGUUCCGAGGUGGGAAAAUAUGAAUAAAGACAUACUUUCCAACAUUUUCAAGAAGCUCGAUCUAGUGGAUGUUAUCAUGGGAGCAUCACGAGUGUGCAUCAAUUGGUUCCUUGCCUCUCACAACAAAACUUUGUGGAAAACAAUCAAACUUAACGAGCUUGAUUCGAUCAUCUUGGAUAACCCAAAAGAGCCAAGUAUGCAAGAUAGUGUUAUAGAGAAACGUCGAUACCAUCUUAUGAAUAUCUUGAUUGAGAUAAACAAUUUCAGCCGUAAUGUCCCCAUAAAUUUAUUCUUCAACAGAUACACCAUUAUACUAGAAGAGGAUCUAACGUUCAUUUCUGAGAGGAUGCCAAACAUCAAUAGACUUGCGUUACCAAUGUGGAAACCUCUAAGUCAAAAUUCAUUUCGGUCAGCUUUUAGUAAAUGGAAGAAUCUCAAAACGUUGAUCUUAGGACCAUUUCAACCCCUAAAUGAUUCCUCCACCGCCAGAGAUCAAUUUGAGCUUCAAACUAUCGGAGAAACCUGUAGAAAUCUUACCACCAUAAAACUGUUUAGAAUGUUGAGCAAAAUCAGAGCCAAUGAUUUUAUUCGUUACCUUCCUAACCUUGAGAGAGUGAGCUUUCGGCGCCAGAAUGUCUGUAGAGAAGCAGCUACAUCGCUUAUCAUCGGCCUUCCAAACCUCAAGAUUCUUAAUCUCACACAUUGUAGAUUCUCGGAACUACAGAGAGGUGAGAAUUACGAAUCAGAUAUGACACCUAGUGAGGAACUUAUAAGAAUUGGCACUGAGAAGCUUGACAAAUUGAUAGUGUGUUGUUCGGACUGCCCAAUUUGCCAAGAUAUCUGGAAACACAGGUUUCGUCAGCGUGACCCUUAUAAGGAUCACAACUCUAAGGAGAAGUUGUGGAAAAGUGAUGAGAUAGAGGAACUUGCAUAUUAAACGUAAAGAGAAAAAAGAAAAGAAAAGUUUUUUUUUUUUUUUUGUGCUACUUUGCUCCCCCAUUUCUUAUUGUAACAUGUAAAAUUAUACUCCUAUAUAAAAUUUAUUAAAAUAUGA
Molecule: messenger RNA, 1197 nt
Organism: Capsella rubella
Lineage: Eukaryota; Viridiplantae; Streptophyta; Magnoliopsida; Brassicales; Brassicaceae
Product: putative F-box protein At4g11580
Exons: 2
Coding region: 85-1080 (331 amino acids)
Molecular function (GO): protein binding
Source: RefSeq, a predicted model, not a curated record